GCGCAUCUCUUUUAUCUUUUCCUGCUUCCAAAAAUGCAGUGCUAAAGCACUUGUUCUACUCGCUGCCUAAUUCCGAUUCCUUGGGGUACUCCUUAUUCACACCUCACUUUCUAGCGCCAGAACUCCUCUAUAUAUAAGCUAUCGAGUAUUAAAUCCCUCAAUCAUUAAGCAUUACUCAAUCAUUUCUAGAGCUAGGUAAUUAAAAAUGGUGGCUGCUUAUGUCGGUGGUGGUGGGUGGAGAGAGAUGAAAGGUUUAUUGUUCAAAGUGAUUCUAGGCCGGUGGUUCAUGGUCUUUGCCUCUCUCUUGAUCAUGUCAGUGGCUGGUGCAACUUAUAUGUUUAGUCUAUACUCUAAUGACAUUAAAACGUCAUUAGGCUAUGAUCAAACCACUCUCAAUUUGCUUAGCUUCUUCAAGGACUUGGGUGGUAAUGUUGGAGUCUUGUCAGGGCUCAUCAAUGAAGUCACCCCACCUUGGGUGGUUCUUUCCAUGGGAGUAAUCAUGAAUUUCCUUGGAUACUUCAUGAUUUGGCUUGCUGUUACUGGCCAGAUUGCCAAGCCAAAAGUUUGGCAGAUGUGUCUUUAUAUAUGUAUUGGAGCAAAUUCUCAAACUUUUGCCAAUACUGGAGCUCUAGUCACCUGUGUCAAGAACUUCCCGGAAAGCAGAGGUAAUGUUUUGGGCUUGUUAAAGGGAUUUGUUGGUUUGAGUGGAGCUAUUUUGACUCAACUCUACCAUGCUUUUUAUGGAGAUAACUCCAAGGCUCUUAUCUUGCUUAUUGCUUGGCUUCCUGCUGCUGUUUCUUUCAUUUUUCUUCGUACCAUUCGGAUAAUUAAGAUCGUUCGCCAACCCAAUGAGGUCAAAGUUUUCUACAAACUCCUGUAUUUUUCACUUGGUCUUGCUGGUUUUCUCAUGGUUUUGAUUAUCAUACAAAACAAGUUCAGCUUUGCCAGAAUUGAGUACAUUGGAAGCGCUUCUAUUGUUCUUGUAUUGCUUUUUCUCCCUAUAGCUAUCGUUAUAAAAGAAGAAUAUAAUCUCUGGAGCAGCAAGAAGGCAGCCUUGAACGACCCAUAUCCAGUGAAAGUCGUGACUGAAAAUCCUCCAGCGCUGGAAUUGUCAACAUCGACACCAGCACUAGAGCCAUCAGCCCCACCACCUGGAAUUCCAACGCCAACAGAGAAGCAAGCUUCUUGCAUGGACAACAUUUUCAAACCACCAGACAGAGGUGAAGACUUCACCAUAUUACAAGCACUUUUUAGUGUGGAUAUGCUGAUAAUAUUUGUCGCCAUAACUUGUGGCGUUGGUGGCACGUUGACAGCAAUAGAUAACUUGGGUCAGAUUGGGAACUCUCUCGGCUAUCCAACUCGUAGCAUCACAACCUUUGUGUCACUUGUUAGUAUUUGGAACUACCUUGGUCGAGCAGUGGCUGGUUUUGCCUCUGAAAUCUUGCUGACAAAGUACAAGAUCCCUCGUCCUCUAUUGUUUACAUUUGUGCUUCUCUUCUCUUGUCUUGGGCAUCUUCUAAUUGCUUUUGGUGUUCCAAAUUCCCUCUACUUCGCUUCUGUGAUCAUCGGUUUCUGCUUCGGAGCACAAUGGCCAUUGAUGUUUGCAAUGAUAUCUGAAAUUUUUGGCCUGAAGUACUAUUCAACCUUGUACAAUUUUGGUUCUGUUGCUAGCCCAGUUGGCUCGUACGUCCUCAAUGUGAGAGUGGCCGGCCAUUUAUACGAUAAAGAGGCAUUGAAGCAAAUGGAGGCCUCGGGGCUAAGAAGGGAAGCAGGGCAAGACUUGACAUGCAAUGGUGUGCACUGUUAUAGAAUGGCUUUCCUCAUAAUCACUGCAGCAACAUUAUUUGGGUCCUUAAUUUCCUUCAUUUUAGUGCUUAGGACCAGAAAAUUCUAUAAAGGUGACAUCUACAAGAAAUUCAGGGAGGAGGCCAAAGCCACAGAGAUCAAUGAUAUGACUUCACCUGGAAACGGUAUUGUACCAUUGAAAGAAAUAAGAUCUGAAACCAGGACGGAGAAAGCCGUCACUGGGGACGGAGAUUCUAAAACAGUCACCACCACCACCACCACCACCACCGUUGCUUCCAUGAAUGAUUAGAAGUAAUUCUUCACGUCGAUUCAUGAUUAGAUGGACAAUUUCAGAAGGGCAAUUCUAUUGCUUUUAGAUUGCUUAACACAUAUUAGCAUAUAAAUGUUGGAAGGAAAACGAAAACUUAAUUUCCUUGCUUGUAGAACCCGAAGAGUUAAAAAAUACUUAUUAUAGAUGGAACUGCUCAUCA
Molecule: messenger RNA, 2276 nt
Organism: Hevea brasiliensis (rubber tree)
Lineage: Eukaryota; Viridiplantae; Streptophyta; Magnoliopsida; Malpighiales; Euphorbiaceae
Product: protein NUCLEAR FUSION DEFECTIVE 4
Exons: 1
Coding region: 206-2095 (629 amino acids)
Biological process (GO): transmembrane transport
Cellular component (GO): membrane
Molecular function (GO): transmembrane transporter activity
Source: RefSeq, a predicted model, not a curated record